This is a messenger RNA of Elaeis guineensis (African oil palm), 684 nucleotides long. RefSeq names its product multiprotein-bridging factor 1c. Gene Ontology annotation, cellular component: nucleus. The record is from RefSeq and is a predicted model, not a curated record. Gene Ontology annotation, molecular function: DNA binding. Lineage: Eukaryota; Viridiplantae; Streptophyta; Magnoliopsida; Arecales; Arecaceae.
CAAAGUCUCUUCCCAGUGCUUAUUCUCUCAUCUUUCCCAGAAACAUUCCCAUCAAUCAGUCCUUGACGACGAUGCCGAGCCGAUCGACGGGGGCUAUCACCCAGGACUGGGAGCCGGUGGUGCUGAGCCGGCGGAAGCCGAAGAGCGCGGACCUCAAGAACUCCAAGGCCGUGAACCAGGCCAUCCGGGCGGGAGCGGGGGUGGAGACGUUGAAGAAAUUUGACGGCGGUUCGAACAAGAAGGCGUCGACGGCGGAGCCGGCGGUUCACGCCCGGAAGCUGGACGAGUCGACGGAGCCGGCGGGGUUCGAGAGGGUAGGGGCGGAGGUGCGGCAAGCCAUCCAGAAGGCGCGGCUUGCAAAGAAGAUGAGCCAGGCGGAGCUGGCCAAGCACAUCAACGAGCGCGUGCAGGUGGUGCAGGAGUACGAGAGCGGCAAGGCCGUUCCCAACCAGGCCGUGCUCGCCAAGAUGGAGAGAGUCCUUGACGUCAAACUGAGGGGAAAGACACACAGCCACAAAUGAUGCCGAUAUGGUGGGUACCUUGUAGGGUGAUUCGCUGUUGCUGGAACUGCAAUUGAUGUAAUAUGGGUAGAUAUAUCAGUUAUCAUCACCAAACAAACACCGUCUACAUGAUUUUUCUGUUUUUCUUGUGAAUAGUAUCCAAAUAUAUUGCUAUCUUCUCAAA